This is a messenger RNA of Elaeis guineensis (African oil palm), 1479 nucleotides long. The record is from RefSeq and is a predicted model, not a curated record. NCBI's taxonomy places the organism in Eukaryota, Viridiplantae, Streptophyta, Magnoliopsida, Arecales, Arecaceae.
UAGUUGAUGGCAUGCCUUAAGCUGAAUUCUCCACAACUUUUUUCAAAUCACGUAUCGUGUGAUGGUCCCUUCAACCUUCAUCUAGAGGGAAGCAUUCUGUCUGGACUUUUAGUUGUGCCGAAUGUUUGCUCGUCUACUCAAUCCCAUUGUAGUAUCAUUCCCAAACCACCUCCACUCCCAGGAUCAUCCUAUGGUAGAAACAGAUUCUUCAAAAAGCUAAAGGGUUACAGUUAUGUUCCUGAUGAAGCCAAGCAUUCUUGGGACCGACUUUUUAAUGAAGGAUAUGAAGCUGAUGUCCGUGUUCUUACAGAUGACAAGGGCAUAAUUUUGGCACAUUCAAGUGUUCUUGGUAUUACAUCUCCUGUGCUGAGAAACAUGUUAGAACAAGCAAGAGUUAAAGGGGGUUUUCAAUGUAUUAAAAUUCCUGGUGUACCUUCAGAAGCUGCCUGUGCAUUUAUCCGAUUUCUUUACUCUUCAUGCUAUGAACUGGAUGCAAUGAAGAAGUUUGUUCUUCACUUGCUUGUUAUGUCGCACACAUUUUCAGUCCCUUCCCUGAAAAGGGUUUGCAUCAGAGAACUGGAAACAGCAUUGCUGACCUUGGAGAAUGUGGUUGAUGUGCUUCAGUUAGCCAGACUGUGUGAUGCACCACGCCUUUCCCUUUUAUGCACUCGGUUGAUCAUUAAAGAGUUCAAGACCAUCUCAGUGUCAGAAGGGUGGAGAAUAAUGAAGCAAGCCAACCCCCGUCUCGAGCAGGAGCUUCUUGAGACUCUAAUGGAGACAGAUUCUAAAAAGCAGGAGAGGAUCAAGAAGAUGGAAGAAAGAAAGGUGUACAUGCAACUGUUUGAAGCAAUGGAGGCUCUUUUGCACAUAUGCAGAGAUGGGUGUCGGACCAUCGGUCCCCGUGACAAGAUGCUUAAAGACAAUCAAGCCACCUGCAACUUCUCAGCUUGCAAGGGGCUGGAGUCACUGGUCCGCCAUUUCUCAUGCUGCAAGACUCGAGUCCCAGGUGGUUGUGCACAUUGCAAGCGGAUGUGGCAGCUUCUUGAGCUCCAUUCCCGCAUGUGUUCUGAACCAGACUCUUGUAAGGUUCCCCUAUGCAGGCAUUUCAAGGAUAAGAUGCAGCACCUAAGCAAGAAGGAAGAUCUGAAAUGGAAGCUAUUGGCGAGCAAGGUGGUGGCAGCCAAAGGCACAAUCAGCUCCAUCCAUGCUCGGAGACCCUUGAUAACAUAAACUCUAUUAUGAACAACAAAAGGGAUUAAAAAUAUGUCUAAAAAAAUAAGUGCUAUAAGUACUGUCUCAUUGCCUAUGCUCAUAUAGGUUGCAAAGCUUGGUGUACUGUGACACAGUACCACCGCAUGUAAAGAAAUUAUAGUCACGAAGGGGCUCACCAGAACUUCAGUAAAUCACAGUGCAGCUUAUAGGUCAGCAGGCUUUUAUCUCAUAUACCCUUCCUUUGCAGUCAACUGCUUAGCCUCACAA